Molecule: messenger RNA, 1518 nt
Organism: Fusarium keratoplasticum
Lineage: Eukaryota; Fungi; Ascomycota; Sordariomycetes; Hypocreales; Nectriaceae
Product: MFS domain-containing protein
Exons: 3
Coding region: 1-1518 (505 amino acids)
Biological process (GO): transmembrane transport
Cellular component (GO): membrane
Molecular function (GO): transmembrane transporter activity
Source: RefSeq, a predicted model, not a curated record
AUGGGCGCGCACGAAACUCACCAGACCGACAGCGAAGCUGCUGUCGGGAACAAAGAUGAAGCCAUCGCCAUUGUCGGAGAGGAGCAGCAUGCCAUCGAUCCUGUGGUGGCUGCCCGCGCCGUGAGAAAGAUUGACCUGUUUCUCAUCCCCGCCAUGAUUGUCGGCUAUGGCCUCGUGUACUACGACAAGGCGAUUCUCGGCUCUGCUGUUCUCUUUGGCAUGACUGCCGACCUCGACCUCACCAUCGUGGACACUUCAACUACGCCCCCAACAGUCGACACCCGACGUCUCAGCUGGGCCACCUCGCUCUUCUACUUUGGCAUGCUGGCUGGCCUGUACCCCAUGACAUUCGCCCUCCAGCGCUUCAACAUCGGCCGCGUCCUCGGUGGUGUCGUGGUCGUCUGGGCUGCCAUCUGUAUGCUCACUGCUGCUGUGACGUCGCACCAGGGGUUGUAUGUGCAGCGCUUCUUCCUAGGUUUUGUCGAGAGCAUUAUUCCUACGGGAUUCAUGUGUAUUGUUUCGGGGUAUUACACGCAAACUGAGCAGUCACUCCGGCAGAGUUGGUGGUUUUCGUCGACUGGCAUCUUCACCAUCAUCGGAGGCGCACUCAACUAUGGCUUUGCGCAGAUCACAGGCGGUGGCCUCAAGAGGUGGCAGUAUAUCUACCUCCUCGCAGGAUCACUGACAUUCCUCUUCGGUCUCUUCUGCUUCGUCAUGCCAAACUCACCCGUGUCGGCUUGGUUCCUGACCAAAGAGGAGAGAUUCGCUGCCGUGGAGCGUCUUCGACAUGGACAAACCGGCGUGCGAUGCACAACCUUCAAGACAUCACAGCUUAAGGAAGCCGUCCUCGACGUCAAGAUCUGGCUCGUGGCUCUUAUGAUGGCGUCCGCAUACACCGUCAAUGGUGCCGUCAGCGGAUUCGGACCCCUAAUCGUGUCGACUUUUGGCUGGAGCACUCUACACUCGAUCCUAUUCCAAUUCCCCCUUGGCGGACUCUGUUUCAUCGUCAUCCUCCUCACAGGAUGGCUGGGCACAAAGUUCAACAACAUCCGCAUCUUCAUGCUUAUCUUUACUUGCCUGCCUGUCAUUGCUGGAUGUGCCAUCAUCUGGAAGAGUGAGUGGUCGUACCGUGCUGCGGCGCCUGUGGUGGGAUACUCCAUCACUGGCUUCUUUGGCGGAACUGUGAGCCUUAUCAUUACUAUUGGCAUGUCCAACGUUGCCGGACAUACCAAGAAGAGUUUCAUGGCUGCCACCAUCUUUGUGGCCUAUUGUGUUGGAAACAUUGUUGGUCCUCAGCUUGUUUGGAGCCAGACCAAGAACGAGCACUACCCAGCUCUGUGGCUUGGUUUGAUCAUCUGUUACAUCAUCUGCAUCCUCGCAUCGACUGCUCUCUAUUUUGUCCUGCGCAAUGAGAACAAGAAGCGAGAUGCCGUCCCCGGAGACGAAGCUGAACGAGCCAAGCUGGCAUUCCAAGACUUGACCGACAAGGAGAACCCCUACUUCCGCUACGUCUACUGA